This is a messenger RNA of Penaeus vannamei (Pacific white shrimp), 929 nucleotides long. RefSeq lists its product as uncharacterized. Lineage: Eukaryota; Metazoa; Arthropoda; Malacostraca; Decapoda; Penaeidae. The record is from RefSeq and is a predicted model, not a curated record.
CCAUGACCAGAAGCCCCAUCAUUUGUGCGUUGUUCCCGGAUCGGUUCGGAAGAGCUUCUGAGCCACAGCGAUGGAGCGUCGAUGCCUACUCCUGCUUUUGGUCGCCUCCGCGGCUGGAGUGGCUGAAAGCAAGAGGGGCCGAGGAGACAAGGCUCAGUGCCGCAGCGAAUUCAGCGAGACCGAAGGCGUUAUAACCAACGGCAAUCUAUCAGCGAAUGCGACUUGCAAGAAGGUUCACAUCAAGAUCAACGCAGGAGAGCCGGUAACCUUCACCUGCUCCGAAUUCAGCUUCAGCAGCGGCAACGACUCGUACUGCAUGAUAGUCUCCAGCAAGAAGGGCGGCAAGAAAAGGAGAGGCGGAAGGAGCUCAGGCGAGGGAACCGACGACUCAUCGGAGCGAGGACCUCCGGCCAAUGGCCCUCUCGGGGGACCGCUCAGCCAGCUCCUCCUGAACCGCGAGAAGAGAUUUCUCCGGUACUCCAGAUAUUUCUCAGGUGACAGAGAGCGAGGGCGCGGAUUCAAAAGAGGUCAAAAGUUUUGUGAUGAUGAGGCCCCAACAGAUGUUGACAUUCCAAAUGGCAAAGCAAUGAUCAAGCUCGUGCCGAAUCGGAAGAGGAAAUCCCGUGGCAAGAAGGACUCGAAGCCAGUCCUCGACGCUGUGACCUUCACAUGCAGCUGGGCGGCGAAUUGAACCUCGCGUUUGCCUUUUGUCAUCAAUGGCUUUAGAGCCCUUUUUACCUAUAUCAUUUACGUUAAUGACACUAUUUUCAAUUCAUAUAAUUGCACAUCAUUGGCUUCACGUAUUAGUUCAUGAAUUCUGAAUGUAUGAGUAAUGUGACAGAGGCAUGUAAAAUUCUAAUUCUAUUAAAUCAUCUGCAAUAAAAUCAAGUUUCUAAAACUUUUGAGAAGGAAAUAAAAGGAUACUAUAA